Molecule: messenger RNA, 218 nt
Organism: Tinamus guttatus (white-throated tinamou)
Lineage: Eukaryota; Metazoa; Chordata; Aves; Tinamiformes; Tinamidae
Source: RefSeq, a predicted model, not a curated record
GUUUGUUGAUUGGCUCUGGUUGUGCUCUCUAUCCUCUUGGCUGGGACAGUGAAGAAGUAAGACAAACCUGUGAUAACCUUUCGAACCAGUUUGAAUUGGGGACCUGCGAAAUCGGCUGGGCCUACUACUGCACCGGCGGGGGGGCCGCAGCGGCCAUGCUCAUCUGCACCUGGCUGGCCUGCUUCGCAGGCAAGAAGCAGAAGCAGUACCCGUACUGA